AUGUCCUGGACUUAUGGUCGACUUCAGGUGAAAGCGAAACUACCAUUGGGUAGAGGUCUCUGGCCAGCGAUAUGGAUGCUACCUCGAACAAAAAUCUAUGGCAACGCAUAUUGGCCCGAUAAUGGAGAAAUCGAUGUAAUGGAACAGGUCGGCUACGAUCCAAANUUUUCUCAGGAAAUACCGAAAGAAGAACAAUUUUAA
Messenger RNA from Adineta ricciae, 201 nucleotides. The record is from the annotation of a GenBank genome assembly. Lineage: Eukaryota; Metazoa; Rotifera; Eurotatoria; Adinetida; Adinetidae.